GAUGCGUCAGGAUCUCCGGGACUGUGUUUCUAAAAGCGGCUCCACAUUUACAGUGAGCCUCAUUCUGCCGGACGCACACAGUUGGAGACAUGGACAUCUGCCUGCUUGUCUUGGUGUCUUUUCUGUCUAUGUUUCACUUGAGCGGAGCUGACCAGCCUCUGGAAGAGGCGGUAAUUGUAGCAAGAAAGGUGGAGCUGCUUGGGGGAUGGAUUGAUGCCAAUCCGGACAGAGAAGAAGUUCAAAAAGCUGCAAAAGAAGCUGUAGAGCAAUUCAACAGCGAGUCCAAAGCAAAGAAAUACUUCAAACUCAUUAAUGUCACAUCAGCUCGCACUCAGGUGACAAACAGGGUAAACUUCAAAAUAGAGGCCAUUAUUGGAAAGACGAAAUGCCACAAAUUGGAAGGUGUAAACAUUGAGUCUUGUCUCAUGGCAAAAAAGCAACUGACAUGCAAGUUUGAGGUCAGCCUGAACCCAAUGAAUGAUGAUUAUGUCGUGCACAAAAUUAUCUGCAAAAGAUCCUCUUGAAUUUCACUUGGACAACACAUUGCUACGGUUUUGCACUUUUGGAUAUUGAUGGCCCAUUGUUUUGUUAGAAUUUUUGUGAUCUAUUCAGUAGCUUCUGUAUAUUUUUUGUAAAAUCAUACAACAUGGAUUAAAAUAAUCUCCCUUUAAAAGCAAUUUUAUAUUUUGUUAAGAUCCAACUUUUAUCUUUUUUUUUUAAUAAAAUAUCUUCAGAUUCAUGAAGUGACAUCAGUAUUUCUAGACUAUUAAAAACAAGUUACAUAAUGACCUAAUGAUAAGUGAUUUUAUGUGCUGCAUUUUGCCAAGAAUAAACUGACAGACAUUUUCCAGAAAGCUA
Messenger RNA from Danio aesculapii, 858 nucleotides. RefSeq lists its product as uncharacterized. Gene Ontology annotation, molecular function: cysteine-type endopeptidase inhibitor activity. The transcript is spliced from 4 exons. NCBI's taxonomy places the organism in Eukaryota, Metazoa, Chordata, Actinopteri, Cypriniformes, Danionidae. The coding region runs from base 90 to 524 and encodes 144 amino acids. The record is from RefSeq and is a predicted model, not a curated record.